AUGUUAAGGCAUUCGUUGAACACCACCGUGUCUAUGGAGGAGCAGUGGAAGAUCGCGGUGGCUGAGCUUUCGAAUAAGCUGAUUAAAGCUACUAAAAAGAGAGAUGAAGCCAUUCUCGAAGCUUCAAAAUUGAAGUAUUCAAUGGCCGAGCUCGAAAAGAAGUUGAACAAGCGAGAAAUUUACUGCCAUAUCUUGAAAUCUGGGCUUGAAGUUUGUAGCAACACUAGUAAGUUUUCAGUAAGUUUUAGUGAAGAUUUCAGUAAGUUUUGUGAUAGGAAAAUGAGUGAAAUUGUGGCGAUGUUAGGGUGGACCAGGGCUUGGUCUGAGCCACUUUUGCAUGCCUUUUUUGGUGCAUCAAAGUCUGUGUGGCUAGUGCACCUUUUGGCUAACUCAGUGCACCCAAAUAUAUCCAUUUUCAGAGUGGACAAAGGGGUUAGAUUUGACUCAGUUUACAUGGAGGUGGUUGUUUUAGUGGUGGUGGUGCGGUGGUUGUGA
This is a messenger RNA of Fraxinus pennsylvanica, 495 nucleotides long. The record is from the annotation of a GenBank genome assembly. NCBI's taxonomy places the organism in Eukaryota, Viridiplantae, Streptophyta, Magnoliopsida, Lamiales, Oleaceae.